This is a messenger RNA of Caenorhabditis auriculariae, 8846 nucleotides long. NCBI's taxonomy places the organism in Eukaryota, Metazoa, Nematoda, Chromadorea, Rhabditida, Rhabditidae. The record is from the annotation of a GenBank genome assembly.
AUGACGGAAGAGUGCCGUUCAUUGAAACCCCUCGAAAACGAUGCCUACCAAGUGGUCACCGAAGUCGUCACCCACAAAAUCAACCACAUCCCCAUUUACAAAGUAUUUCUUUCCUAUUUCCUGCUUUAUAUAAUACUCUUUGAAAAAUUACGGUUCAAAUAGUACAAAAAUCAACAAAAACUAUUUACUGUGAAUCAAAGUUUGAAUAAAAUUGUAUGUAAUACGUUUCAAAACAUUUUUAAAUGAAUCGAAUGGCAUAUUGGAGUAUUAGUUUCAAAUUUUCCAAAAAAGAAAGUACUCGAUAGAAAUAAUAAAAAGAAAGUUUCCAGGGCGAUUUUGCCAGCCUUUCGCCAAAGGUUCAACGUUUCAUCGCCGAAAAGGCCGAGUUGAUGAAUCCUUCCGGUUGGUUUCUUUUUUCAUUUAAUCUUAAAACCCACCAAUUUGAGAAAAUAAUUAAUAAUAUUGAUAUUUAGUGCGAAAAUUUAGGAAUCUACAUCUGUGACGGUUCCCAGAAAGAGUUCGACACGAUCGUCGACAAACUCGUUGAACGUGGCGUCCUGACGCCAUUGAAGGCUUAUGAGAACUGGUGAGCUACCCGAAAAUUCACUUAUUGAUGCUCAAAUUUGAUUAAAACGCAGAAACAUUUUUCAAAGAGAACAGUUAGCCUUUGACAUUGAAAAGUUGCAAAACAAGCUUUUUAAACUUGAUAUUAUGGACUUUUCAUCAUUUGCCUAAGAUUUGAGAAGCAGUAUUCUCAUAAAAAAACUUGAGUUCGUUAUCUAUCUUCUUUAAAAAAAGUAUUUUAAAUUUUUAAAAAGGAAAAAUAAAAAAAUUGAAUGGAACAUUUGAGCGAUCGAAUGUCCGCUCCAUGGAUAAUCCAAAAAUUCCGGAAGUGAAAAGUUUUGAUAAAUUUUUCUUUUUUUCUUUCAUUAUUUUCCUUUUCUGCUUUUUUGAAUUAUUUACUCCAAUCAAGUUGCAAAAAAGGUUUGGACGCUUUGAAGAUACCAGAAACAGUAAACUAGCCAUUAUCUCUUUUUGAAAUUAUUAGCAAAAUUAAGAAAAAAAAAAACUGGAAACGUGAGGAUUGAACUUGUUGAGAAUUAUUAAGUCUGUUAAUGUUCUUUUUGGCUUUUAUUGAACUUUUUCCUUUCAGUUAUUUGUGCCGGACGGAUCCUCGAGAUGUCGCUCGUGUGGAAAGCAAGACCUGGAUGGUCACCAAGGACAAGUAUGACUCGGUAGACUUUCAAAAUCUUCAAAAAAGUUUUAAUUUACGAGAUUUUAGGUCUGUCACACUCCAGAAGGCGUCCGACCAAUUAUGGGCCAAUGGAUGAGCGAGGAACAGUUCGGGAAAGAAUUGGAUAACCGAUUUCCUGGCUGUAUGGCCGGUAAGAUUGUUGGAUUCCUGAAAGAAAAAUAUUGACUCCAUACUUUUUGAAGAAAUUUUGAACCAGUCCAUUUCAGGACGUCCCAUGUACGUUGUUCCUUUCUCAAUGGGACCGAUCGGAGGUCCAUUGUCGAAAAUUGGUAUCGAAUUGACCGAUUCUAGGUAAAUUUGAUGUAUUUUUGUGCAAUUACAUCGGGUUUCCAAAGUUUUGAAGGCACUAAAAAUGAAAAUUUUUGGUUUAAAAAUCCUUGAAACUCGCCACGGUUAAGAUACAGUUAUAAAUGUUAAAAUGGUUCAGCUACGUCGUUCUGUGCAUGAAAAUCAUGACGAGGAUGGGCGCCAAAGUCUUGGAAGCCUUGGGAGACCAAGAUUUCGUCCGUUGCAUUCAUUCGGUCGGCCUCCCACGACCAGUGCGACGUGAGUAUAGAGACGCAGAGAGGCAUCAUAUGCCGCCAGCGCCAUCUGCCUGCCGGCGCCCGGUUAGCUCAGUCGGUAGAGCACCAGACUCUUAAUCUGGCUGUCGCGGGUUCGAGCCCCGCAUCGGGCUGAUGCAAACUUUUUUUGUUUUUGUAGUUUUGCAAAAAAUUCCCUGACUGUUGACAAAUGUUACUUUCAUUUAUUUUUUUCAUUUCCUAUUUUUCUUUUUCAGAAAAAGUCAUCAAUCACUGGCCAUGUAAUCCGGAGAAGGUGAUGAUCGCUCAUAGGCCUAAGGAACGUGAAAUUUGGUCUUUUGGAUCAGGUUACGGUGGAAAUUCACUCCUAGGUAUUUUUUUGUAAUAAAUGACAAAAAUCAAUGAAAUAAUCUAGGAAAGAAGUGCUUUGCGCUCCGUAUCGCCUGCAACAUUGGCUACGACGAGGGAUGGCUCGCCGAGCAUAUGCUUGUGAAUCUUGAAUUUUCUUGUUUGAAAACAAUUUUUCUCUCUGAAAACUUAUAUCAUAACAAACAAUUUUUUUAACUCAUUGUCAGUUUCAUUUUUCAUUUUAAGAUCAUGGGAAUCACGAACCCAGAAGGCAAAGAACGAUUCGUCGCCGCCGCUUUUCCCUCAGCCUGCGGAAAAACCAACCUCGCCAUGCUGACCCCAACUGUACCCGGCUGGAAAAUUCGCGUCGUUGGUGAGCUCCAAAAACUGGAAAAAUAAGGAACACCUGUUCAGGUGACGACAUCGCUUGGAUGAAAUUCGGUGAAGACGGCCGUUUGUACGCCAUCAACCCGGAGGCUGGGUUCUUCGGAGUGGCUCCAGGUUAGGAAGAAAAAAUAUAUUAUUUUUGAAAAGGCUCUUAAUAGUUAAUGGAUCAAGUUGAAACGUUGGAAAAUCGAUUAAGAAGAAAAGGGCGCAUAAAUCAGGUUAGGGAGCACGGUAAACUUGGAGAGACCAGACUAGUACUCUCAUCGUUCUACACACUGUCUAACAAAGAAUUUAAUCACUUUGCGAUUGGAAAUUUCCUGAAACAAUUUUUGAUACAUCCAAAGACGUUCCUGAAAGACUCAAUCUGCAUAACUUUCCAGUUUCCGUGGAAUAAGGGCUCAAAGCUCCCAAAGAGCCUAUUUCAACGGGUUCGGAAGGUUGUCCUGGAUCUUAAGGUGUCCCUUCUUAAUGAAUUUAAUGUUUUACAAGUUAAGACUCCCAGGAUUUUUCAUCUAGCACAUCAAGAAGUCCUCUGGCCAAUUUUCAGUUAACCGCCAAGUUGAAUGACCUUACUUGUGAAGACUUGCCAUUUUUUAAACUGGACCCGAUUCCUUAGACUGUAUGUAGAAAGUGGAGAGUACGAGUCUGGUCUCUCCAAGGGUACCGUGCUCUCUAAACUGAUGCCUGCCGUUUUUUGCUCGGAUGUAGCGAAUACUAGCCGACACGAUUGGAGACGAUUUUUUCUCCCGGAAUUUCCAUCUGAGCCCUGUUUUCACGAGAAUUGGGUGACUUGAAAUCGAUAAAAUGCCAGUUACUCAACGAUAGCGUGGUCGCAUUUGGAAUGACUGUGAGCGAAGCGGUCGCGUCGCGGUCUGGGUUAUAAUUCCAUUUGGAUCUUUAGUACAUUCCAAGAGCGACCAGUGGUUUUCAGAUCGAAGGAAAUUUGGUGUUUUGUAAAACUAGGGAAAUUUCGACAUUUCGAAGAGUUUUUCAAUUUUUCUUGAAUGUAUUUUUCUGCUCUCACUUUUCAAGAAAGAAAAAAACCAGCGAAAAUCGAAAUUUUUCUUCAGGAACAUCCCACAAAACCAACGCGAUGGCCAUGGAAACGUUCCAGAAAAAUUCCAUCUUUACAAAUGUCGCCGAAACAGCCGAUGGAGAAUACUUCUGGGAAGGACUCGAGAAGGAGCUUCGUCAACAGGUUUUACAUUUUUAUUUCUUUAAGAAGUAAUUCGAAGUUUUUAUAAUAUCGAUUGAAAAUAAUGGUUAAGAACAGGGAAAAUAAGGAAAAUGAUGGUUUUAAAGGGAUUUUUUUGCAGAAAGGCUGGUCCGAGGAGCAACUUCACAAUCUGGAGAUUACCAACUGGCUUGGCGAUCGUUGGCAUGUUGGAGAUGAAGGUUUUCAUCAAAUUCUUUAUUAUAAUUUUCAGUUCAGAAAAUUUUCUUUUCUUCCAAGCCAAAGUUUAUCUCAUUAAAGGCAUAGGGGCAGUAAAAAAUGGGGUUUCAGGUGAAAGCAGUAUCUUAUACAGUUUUUCUUUGCGAAUCGAAUGGUGUACUCAAAAAAAUUAAAUAUGUGACCACUUUAGAAGAAAAACGCGAUUUUACUUUCCCGCCUUUUUAAUUGAAAAAAGCUUUGGAUCGGCCUACGGACAAAUGUUUACAGUAGCGGUGUUGCGGACGUCUCAUUAGACUCGCUUUUUGUGAGAAAUAACCGGGUAUCUGCUUCAAAUUAAGGGUUUCUUCUCUGAAAAAUUGAUUAAGAAAACCGAAAACACACAUUGAUAAUAAAGAAAACACAAAUAAUCGCUAUCCCAAUCGAAACCUGUGUAAAAUCAUCAUUUUUCACCAAAGAAGCAUUUUUGCGACCGAAGUUUGCAAAUUAUACAUGAAUAGAAAGCUUUUGUGACGAAAAGAACUUUGAUGACAACAGAAAAAAUUGAAAUUUGAAAGGAACGAAGAAAAAAGCGAAAAUCCGAAAAAAGGCGAAGCCUGUUGUCCAUAGAGCAACUUUACUGCAAAGUGCCCUUUUCGCGGGAACUCAAACUUUCCUCUCUCCGACUUUGAAUUAUUUUUUCUCCAAAACUAGGAAGUUCGGUACGUUUUCAAGUUCACCGUUCGUUUCGCAAUGAAAAGCUCUACAAAGUAAUGCUUUGAACUGAAACGCCGUUUUUUACUGCCCCUAUGCCUUUAAUGAAACUCUUUCAGGAAACUAUCUUCAUUUAUCUUAUCUGAAAUGCCAAAAAACCUCAAAAAAAAAAAUCUGAAAAUAUGAGAUUUUUAAGUUGGCGCCAAAACGCAUCGGAACCGUUUUGCAUAUGAACUCAUCCGACCGUUUCGAAAAAAAGGAAUUGAAGUUCUAGUUAAUGAUAGAUUUAUGAACUUGAUAGAUUACCUUAAAGUUAAGAUUUUUCUUUGAGGUUCUUUGAGAAUAAAAUUUCCUCAGGAUUAUCAAGCACACAAUUCUGAACUUUUUGGUACUUGAAACAUGAAUUUAAAAACACAGGUUUGGAAAAAAUAAAUUUUAACCCUUUUCCUUUCUGAUCGAAGCUGGAUGAUUUCAAAAAAUUAUAGAAGUUGAUGGUAAAAUUAGUAAUAUUUUUUUAGAGGCUUGAAGAUUGAAUAUUUCUAAAGUCCUUGUAAUCAGCUGUCCGAGGGCCUUCUAAUGAUAAAGCCUAUUCCGCGCCAGUUUGUCACGUUUUUCUUUCCGUUAAAAAGACCGUAUACCAAAUUAGAUCAAAUUUGUGCUUUUAUAACGGCAAGAAACGAAGGUCUUGAAGCGAUUUUGACCAGGUCUUUUGGCGGAAAGAAAAACGUGACAAGCUAGCGCGGAAUGGCCUAUAUACUUUUCAUGGGCGAUUCAAAAUGCAAAAACCUAUAAUUUUGUAGGAAAAGCGGCUCAUCCCAACUCGCGCUUCACAUGUCCGGCUUCUCAAUGUCCGAUUAUUCAUCCUGAUUGGGAGGUCAUUUUUAUAAUAUAUUUUCAUUCUAGAUUUCAAGGCGUUUUUUUUUUUCAAAUCGAAUCAAUUUCUCACAAGAACUAACCUCGUUUUCAAACGAAGAAUCAAAAAAUUCAGGCGCCUCAAGGCGUCCCAAUCGACGCGAUCAUUUUCGGCGGUCGACGUCCCGAAGGAGUCCCGUUGGUCAGUUUUAUUCAAUAUUCUCCAAAAUAAACUGUUUUUCUUAGGCGAUUCAUAGCAUUUUUGAACUCAAAAACGUGAAAAUUAUCGAUUUUCAGGUCUUUGAAUCGUUCUCCUGGCAGCACGGCAUCCUCGUCGGCGCCCUGGUCAAAUCUGAAGCCACGGCCGCCGCGGAACACGUCGGCAAGCAGGUACAGUACCACGAAAAGAUACAGUAACCUAUACAGUAACCCCUAGGUGAUGCAUGAUCCAAUGGCCAUGCGACCUUUCAUGGGCUACAACUACGGUCGCUACCUUCAGCACUGGCUUGAUCUCGGAAAAGCUCCCCACAAGGUUUUUUGGAGUUAUUCAGAGUUGGAGAUUAUUGUAGGUUACUGUACAAGCUCAAUUUUUUUUAGGUAGAAAAAAAUUUAGCUAGUUUUACAUGUUGAUUUGGGGUUAAGCUUGUUUUGUUUUCAGUUUUUUUAUAGGGCUUUUUAGAAGAUUUUUAGAUUAAAUCGUAGGAAUAAUUCAAGAUAAUGGAAGGCUACUGUAGAAAAAAGCUGGAUUUCUCAAAUUUUACCGAGAAAAACGUUAAAAUCGGCGCAUAUUCUAUAUAUUUGAAGGUCAAUUUUUUAUUGUCAAAAAAAAAAAAAUUGAUUUUCAAAAAAUGCGUUUUUCUAGGCCCCGAAAAUUUUCCACGUGAACUGGUUCCGCGAGACGAGCGAUCACAAGUUCCUUUGGCCCGGCUUCGGAGACAAUAUUCGUGUACUUGAUUGGAUUUUUGCAACGUGUCGAUGGAAAGAAUGAUAUUGCGGUGAGAAUUGUUAUGACCAAAAAGCUUUAGUAUAUUUCAGAAAUGGUUAAUUCAUCAAAUUUUUCGAAAAAAAUGUUACAGCUUUCUGAACGAAAAAAAGUGUAAUAAUAAUAUGGUUUUCGCAGGGUUUAAUAUAAAAACAGUAUUGAUCCUUUAAAAGAGCUAUUUCGUUAAUUUUUAGACAUUUUCUGAAGUUCAAUCCCUCAUUAGAGUUGACGUGAAAUUCAAUUUUCUAUACUCAAUUUAUGCAUGUUAAGGUCGAAACGGCCAUUGGAUAUGUGCCAAAACGUGGUUCCAUCAAUUUGGAAGGCCUGCCUCGUCUUGACUGGAAUGAACUGAUGAGCAUCCCCAAGUCCUACUGGGAAGAGGACAUUGAUGAGAGCAAACACUUUUUGGAAUCUCAGGUAAUUUCAUGGUUUCCAAUCGAUCAUCAAGGCAUUUUUGAAUGGAAGAUUCAAAAAAUUGAGUAAUAAUCAGAGAUCGAAAAAAAUUCCGAAGCAUUGGAAGGCAUUCAAGGCUGGCUUGAGCCAUAGAAAUAUUGGUCCUAACACCCAGUUUUACGGACGAGGUCGCAGCGAGAGAAACGCUAUAUCGCGGGGCAGCCGCGAGCUAUAUCGCUCGCCUCUCGGCGCAAGGUCGCUCACAUCUCGCUGCUAUGUCGCUCUUUCAAAAAUUUUUUUAGCUCGAUUGGGCUUUUUUUCUUGAUUUGCUUUCUAUGAUUCAUACUUUUUAUUGGGUUGUAAAUGAUAAAAUAUCGGUCUUUAUCAACCUUCUUUUACUUUUUUUAUUUAAUAUAAACAAUAUAUUCAAAUGAAAAAAAUUGAGAGCAUUAAAGAAAUUUCCAAAUAAUUGAUGAUACAUUUUCGAAUUCGAAGUAAACUGAAAGUAUGUACAAAUCUGAAGAAGAAAAUUGAAUUGAGGCGAAAGAGUGAAGCUUCAAGUAAGAAUAAAAAAAGGACAAAUGAGGAAAAAAACAUGUGUAUCGUUUAUUUUUUUCAUAGGAAAAAAAUGGGACUAGGAAAAAGAGUAGGUUCAAUAAAAAAACAGAAAAAGUAAACCGAUUGUAAGCUCGUAGAUGAUCUUUUAAAAAGUUCAUAUUAGAAAUAAAGGAGGGAGGCUCGAAAUGAAAAUGAAAGAGGUUUUGAAAAAAAGAAAAAUUAAGUUAAACAAUCAGAUUGACCCUAAGUUCCCUUAAAAAAAUGUUACUGUAAGCUUUGACUCGAUAGUUUUCGGCAUAUCCUUCAUUUGCUGCGUCAAGAACUUUUCUAAAUGAUAAAAUCGGUAAAAAAAGAAAAAAAUACUGAAAAAAAGUCCAACCUUGAAUAAGAGAAUAACUCACAGGAGCGACUGUAUCAAGACAGCAGUACGUGCUUUCUCGAAAUCAUGCCUCAUUUCUUCUUUUUCCUUACCCAUCGACGCCAAAGUGAAAAUCAUAUCUUCAAGUAAAAAAAUGGAUAUACUGUUUCAAAAAAAUAGUUUACCAAGAAUCUUAUUGAUUGUAUCCAAAAGCAAAGUUUCGGCGCCAUCUCCCACGGAUCUUUCUUGACUUUUACUGAUUGAAAAAAAAAAUGUUAGAUGCCAUUUUGAAGUACUAAUAACCUGAAAUUCUUGGUUAAAACAUGAAAAAAAAAAAUGCGAAAAAAAGGACUUUCAAAUUCAAGAAAGGUGUGCAGUUCCGUCAAAAAUAUAUACAAAAACGCUUUUUAUCACAACUUUCUUUAAUGGGAUUUCACCCUUUUUGAAACUCUCUGGAAAUAUGAUGACUGUUGAUUGUAACACCGUGGUGAAAAACUUAGAAACACAGCUGAAAAACGUUUCAGAAAGAUUGAGCUCUAUACGAGGAAGUUGUGAGCGAAAAAAAUAUUUUUUUCCUUUUCUGACGGUACUGUAUGAGCGUUACAUUAGUUGUAAAAUUAACAUUUUAGAAAUAUUAAGUGAAAAAAAUAGACAUAAAAAAAUCAGAGAGAAUAUAACACACGAAAAAAAUAAAAACAAUUCAAGUAAAAAUUUUGAUGGCACGUAAAUAGUGACCAAUCAAUAAUCCGCGACCUCGCGCCGAUAUCGCGCCGGGAGUUUGCUAGAGCUGAGCGAGAUGGCAGCGAGAUAUGUCGCUGCUAUGUCGCGCCACUCUCGCUGCGAUAUAGUCCACGAAACUGGGUGAACACGAUAACGCACGAGACAGUGCAUGGAUCGUGGAGAGUGCACAGGCCACGCCCCAAGCUAGCCGUGAACCAGCUAUGUAGCCUUUUGAAAAGGAUCACCGCGAUUUUUUUGAGGCUCAAAUUCUUAAAUUUUCAUUUGAAAAAGAAAUAUAUAUUACAUAAACUUUUCAGGUCGGCUCGGACCUUCCCUCCGAAAUCCAACAGGAGCUGGACAACCUCGAGAAACGCAUCCACGCCUUGUAA